GCUGGUUGAUGGUGUCGGCACAGCUGCGUUGCGACGAGCGGAAGAACCAUUGGGAGGACUCUCGGCCACCUCUCUUGAUUUAUUUUCACCCGAUUCCCGCUGUCGUCCUCAGGACCUCGAAGCACAGGUGGCUAAGUAUACAUGCCCUGUGCGUACAUUAUACCUUUUUUCUGACGUUUUACCGGUUGAGGCGAAACUAUGCAUGAGUUCAGAGAUAGGGCGAGCUGAUAGGGUCUGCUUAGGGCUGAAAACUGGGCGGUAUUUACCCUUUGUUUUAUUGACGGACCCUCUCUUAGAGUUGAAUUUCGACCUUCUCAGUUUUAUGCCUACUGCUCGGUGUAGUUAUGAUCAAAAAUGGUUUAAGCAUGUAAGAAAAUAAUUUUAUGGAUGUACCUUGCACGUGUUAAAAUUGGAAGUGAUUCGGACUCUUACUUCUCGAGAUAUUUAAGUUUUAAAUCAUGACCUUACUUUUGGGACACCCUGUAUAGUGUCUAUAUAUGCUUCAAGAUGCUGGAAAAGGUUGGUGAUUAAUAAGUAUUUCCAUUUUAGGUGCAUGUUCUUUGCAAGAAAUACAGUUGUUGUUGCUGUUGUUGUGGGUUAGGGCGCAAGAAAUACAGGUAUAUGUCAAGUUUAGGUCCUAACUAUAACUGUGACGCUGUUGAUACAAAUCUGUAACAGCAAAAAAAUUAUGUUUUAGGUUACGUUAGGUUGUAAGUUAUAGGUUGCAUUGUAGGUUUGUAGGUAGUAGAUUGGUAGGUUAUAGGUGAAAAGGUAAGGUUAGUUCAGGUUUGAUUAUGUUUUUCUUUUAGUUACGAGACAUAUAAGUAUCAUUUUUGGAUUCAGGAUGUCAAAUAAUGGUCGGAAACACUAAAUUCAAAAUGAACUAAUUUUGAAGCGGGGACCUCCAUGUGUACCGGCCAAAUAAUGUAAGAAUAUGAAAAAAUUAUCCAUGAAAUCUGCUUAGGACUUAAACUUGACAUUUACCCACAUGGCUAUAGGUAUCACCAGCAGAAUUAUAAUCUUUACAUAAUUUCUAAAAAUGCUGUAAGUGAAGAUUAUGAGUCGUGUAACCAUUGUUACUAUAUUGAUAUUAAAUAUUGAAUAGGUACAAGUCCGCCACCAACUUUAUGGAACAUUCCUUCUUCCAACAGGAUCACUUCCAAGUAAUCUGGAAGGCUGAUGCCAAGUACAUCUUGUGCGAGAAGCUUGAUAUGAUUCCUGACCUGGAACCGGAGUUGAUGGAGGGCACCACUGUGGCCUACCGAUGUCCGGCGUCAAAGGAAUCGGCCCUGCAGUGGAUUCAGCUGUACCAAGAGGCCGCCAACAUCACCCUGACGACGUACGACUCCAUGUCGAAUGGCCAAAGGGUGGUGUACUGGGCCAGGCUUCGUUGUCACCACGACGUCCCAGAAAAGCCGAGUCGUCCGAGGAAAAGCCAAUCCGCCAAGGACACCGGGUGCCCCCUGCGCCUGAAAGUGACUGUCGCCAACAUUCCAAAACGGAAUAGGUCUACAGACCCAUGCGCGGCUUACGAGCUACGGGUGACAUGUAACAAGAAGCCCCACAACCACGCCGUGGACAACGCUGCCGCUCUGAGACAUCGACGCGUCUCUGAGCUGACGAAGGCCCGGCUGAUGGAGCUGUUCCAGCACCACCACUCGCCCUCCACGGCGCUGGAGACCCUGAAACUACAGCUUCAGGAGGAGCAUGGGAGCGCCUACCCGUCGGUGGCCGCAGACCGAGCCAUUGUCCCAGAUAGGAUGGCCGUCUACUACCUGUACUACAAGCACUGUCGGGAGCGUUACCCAGCCUCGACCCCAGGAGGGCGUGCGACGUGGCCAACGGCCGGCAGCGGGCGGCACCGGUCCGCGGCGGCACCAGCCAAGAAACGGGCACUGUGACGCAGGUGACGGAGUUCACCUAUCAGGUGAAGUCGCUGACGUCGGUCGGCAUCACCUACCUGGUGGACCUGAACGUCGGCGCCUGCACCUGCAGGAUGAACCGGCGGACUGGCGGCUGCAAACACCUCCGAGCCGUGCGGCAGCAGACUGGCGCUGUGCCGGAGGCGACGGCGACAAAGGAGACGCGGAGGGCCUUGAUGGACAUCGCCAUGGGGACCAGCCAGCAGCUGCCAGGCAACUGGUUCGACCCUCUGGUCGCCGAGCCGUCCACCUCGUCACCUCCUGGCCCCACGCCCGCCAGCGCCCCCGGAGUCGCGCAGCCCCAGCCGUCGCCUGGUCCCGAGGAGUACGACGACGACGCAAUGGACUUCGAGGACCCCGCCGCUGCGGCGGCGGCUGUCAGUGGAGCUGAGCAGCGACGCUCAGAUGACCGGACACGCCAAACCGUGGCGUUCAUCCAGGAGUGGGCAGCCUUCAUGUGCGAGGCAGUCGUCCAGGACGACACCUGGGAGAGGGCUGCCGCUGCCUUCCAGCAGAGGUGGGGCCAGCUGCCCACUGCUGGCCGCCAGUCCGCUCUGCACCAGUUUGGGGGUGCGCAGGGCUGCCGGCGGAACGCCACCCAGAUUCCGGUCCAGCCGACCAGCACUGCCCGUCGCACCAGCACCAACGUGCGGGGUCGCGCUCGCUGGCCCGCUGGACGGCCGUGCCGCUCCGCGCGCACCGGGGAGCACGGCUACGUGGCAGCCUCCGCCAGGCGGUCGGCGGCGCCCCACAGCCUGGCCACCUGUGUUGACCAGAACCGCCCCCUGGGGCGCUGAGUGGUAGAGGUGAAGUGGGGGGAGACCGGGGCAAGUUGGUGCCAGGGGGGGGGGGGGGGUAAGUUGGGACGGAAGGGAUAUUUCCAAUACUUCUCGACAGUUGGCGUUCAAACUUAUUUUGUACAUGCACAGUAAUGCCGUCUGUUUGUCAACGUGGUGUCGGCGCGUGCUGAGGUAAGUGCUGUUAAUAAUCGCUACAAAUGUGUUUCAGGUACCAAAAGUGAUUUUUUUGCUGUGAAAAUAUCCUCUUCUAGUGUCGUUGUGUGUGCCUUUUUGUUUGCCGCAGGAGUACUGCAAACGUUUGUGUUUUGUCGUUAAUGCCCGCAUGGAUUAGCGAUGAUUGUUCAUGUGAAACAUGAAUAAAAAUGUGUUUAGAUAAA
Molecule: messenger RNA, 3099 nt
Organism: Amphibalanus amphitrite
Lineage: Eukaryota; Metazoa; Arthropoda; Thecostraca; Balanomorpha; Balanidae
Exons: 6
Coding region: 1128-1901 (257 amino acids)
Molecular function (GO): zinc ion binding
Source: RefSeq, a predicted model, not a curated record